Zophobas morio is the source of this 1357-nucleotide messenger RNA. RefSeq lists its product as uncharacterized. The record is from RefSeq and is a predicted model, not a curated record. NCBI's taxonomy places the organism in Eukaryota, Metazoa, Arthropoda, Insecta, Coleoptera, Tenebrionidae. Bases 209 to 1357 code for a protein of 382 amino acids. The transcript is spliced from 5 exons.
CGUCACUGUCACUUUCGUCCACUUAUCAAAAUCUUCCGUUUUUUGCACCACUUUUUCUACAAACCACAGCUUCACAAGGAUGUGAUCUUGAAAAACAAGCGUAUUAAUCGAAACCCAAACUUGCGCAACGACGGAAACGUCAAGCGUGGUAAAUCAAGAAUAGCAUGAAACCACUGUCGAGAAUUGCGAUUUUGCGCUGGGUAAAGUAAUGAUACCAAUAAGUGUGCAGUUGCUCUUGCUUGGAAAUUUUUUGUUUCAUUUAGGUUCGGGGUUGAUGGUACCGAUUCUUUCGAACCACGUUGUGAACUGUGGUGGUACCCAGAUUCUCUUGGGUGUGAUUUUCUCGUCGAUGUAUGUGUGCAACUCACUGUCCAGACACUUUGUGAGAUUGUUUUCGCUACCGAGACACCUAUCCAUUCUUUUUUGUUGUUUCUGCUCACUUGUGGCCAAUGUAGUACUGAUUUUUGUUCACUACCCGAAGAUAAUAUGGUUGGAUCGGUGCUUAUACGGCAUCACCAACCAAGUCAGUUGGUUCUCUAAAGAAUACGUCGCACGAAUGGAGAUCGAGUACGUGAAAUUUUCCAACUUCCUCAACGUAGCCAAAGUUUGGGGAUUGGUACUCGGUACGCUUUCCAGUGGCCACAUUUACGACACUCAAGGGUUCACCACGCUUUCAACAACGACAGCAGUUUUGACUUUCCUGAGCUUCGUCGUUUUUCUAUUCGUGGAACCCGACCCUCCUAGUACUCGAAGACCCCCAAAACGCCUGCUGUUGCUACCAGGGGUCAUUUACAACAGACUAGUCAAUUUGUCGCACGCCAAUUUAAGCUAUCGAAUCCACCUCGUCAUUUUUUUGGUGGCUUUCGAUCUCGCUUUCACGCUUUUGUUGUCGCGGUUUGUUUUUAUAUUAAGAUCGAUGUAUCGGGUCGGUACUGUCAUCCUAGGGUACUACGUGGGGUGCCAGUACAUGGUGAAGUUCAUAUGUGAGGUUUUUUUACCGUACCUUUUAAAACCGGUGAAGGACAGGCAGAGUUUGUUUCGUGUCACCGCGGUCAUUUGUAGCUCGUGUUUGAGUGGUUUCAAUUUUGCCCCCAGUCUGACUAUUUACAUGUUCAUUUUCCUUUUCUGGCUCGUUUCGUACAGUAUACUGAACAUGCUCAUGGAACAAGACGUUUUCGAGUUGAAACAAGACCCGAGUUUGUACGAAGCAGUGGAAACGCUCAAAGUUAUCGUCAAUAUUCUCGGACCGAUUGGGUUUAGCUUUCUGACUUACAACUACGGCCGUGGAGCUGUGGUUGUUUUACAUGGUUUUGGUGUUGUCAUAUACGUUUACCUUUUGUGUGGGUGGCUCCGAUAA